Prorocentrum cordatum is the source of this 1008-nucleotide messenger RNA. Lineage: Eukaryota; Dinophyceae; Prorocentrales; Prorocentraceae. The record is from the annotation of a GenBank genome assembly.
GUGGCCAUCAGGAACGAGGUGGACGCCUACGCCCGCGACGUGUUCCUCGACGCGGAGCGCGCGGCCGGGCGGCCCGGGGUGGUGCCUCCGGCGGGCGCUGCCGUCUACUUCACGUUCGCGGGGCAGCUGUGGCCGCCGCGCUGGCUGUGGUGCCGGCUGGCCCCGCCGCGCCCGCGGCUGGACCGCCUGCUGGUGCCGCCCCAGUUGCGGCAGCAGCCGCACCGCUCGCCGUUGCUGGAGCUCCCGCAGUGGGUCUACGUCGAGACCACGACGACGGCCCGGCGCGGGGACCCUGUCACGAUGGACGGGACGGAGCUCGUCCGGGGGGCUAUCGGCCUGAAGCAGGACGCUGGCGGGAGCUGGUCGGCCAUCCGGCUGACCACGACCUCGCAGGCCGCCUACCGAGGCGCCGAGGCCCUCGCUGAUGCCCGCCUCCAGCCUGUGGCCCUGCUUAGUGACGGCUCGCGGCAGCGCGUGCAGUUCCACGAGAGUGUCGACAGGCUCCGCGAGGAGCCCUUCCCCGACUGGCCGCUGGACGGCCCAAGGACCACGCUAUGGUGCCUCCGCUUCUUGGACAGGAAGCGCGGAGGGGCCAUCGAGCACUUCCACCAGUUCGUGUCCUACUACCGGCUGUCCCGCGAUGACUUCGGGGUGACGCACUACGAGUCCAUCAUGCGGAUGGUCGACUACCUGAUGACGUGGGACCUCCUCGACUUGCCCAACGUGGUGGGCGUCGAGGUCAUGCUGCGGCAGGCGCAGCUGUACGAGUACAUGUACGCCAUGGAGUACGAGGCGAAGGGCAAGCCCAAGAGCCGGGGCGGCGGUGGCUUCUUGAAGUUCGGUUUCGUGGAUGAGGUGGGAGUCUUCACGGGCACGGCCCGCGAGGACGGCCGCAUGAUGGUGGCUCCGGCACUACUGGAGCACGUGGCCAAACAAGUGGAGCGCGACGCUGGAAUCCUUAAGCAGAUCAGGAAGGCUAAGGAAGAGCGCCGCGCUCUGGCUCCAUGA